AUGAACAACCGCCGUCCUCGCCACCCCCCAGUCCCAAAAACCACGGCCGUCCGCCCUGGGGCAGCCGUAAACAUCGUCCUCAAGGCAGACCAGCCCACCGGCCGCACCGUAUCAGGCAUUGUGCGCGAUGUACUGACUCGCGGCGACCACCCGCGCGGCAUCAAGGUGCGGCUGGCAGAUGGCCGCGUCGGAAGGGUGCAGAGCAUGGCCUCGGCUGGAUCAUCUUCGGGCCCAUCCGGUGGGGAGACUGUUGAAGGUUUUAAUGCGUCUGGCUCCAGAGGGGGGAUGUCGGAGCGGAGGGGAAGGAGGCGACGACAGGGAGGGUUUGAAGAAGGCGGUGAAGAUGAGAGCCUACCUACGCAACAGGUUGGGCUGGAUGCGUACGUCAAGCAGGCAAAACCAAAACGUAGGAAGGGCAAGGGAGUUUCACAGAUGACUGCGUCAGACGAGGAGGAGGGACAAGAUGCGUCUCCUCCUUCUGCACUGGAGACGGUCACCUGUCCUGUAUGUGGGGCUUUUGAGGGCGACGCGGCUGCUGUUUCGCACCAUGUCGCCACCCACUUUGACUCUGCUGAUUGA
Cryphonectria parasitica EP155 is the source of this 579-nucleotide messenger RNA. RefSeq lists its product as uncharacterized. The transcript is spliced from 2 exons. The record is from RefSeq and is a predicted model, not a curated record. NCBI's taxonomy places the organism in Eukaryota, Fungi, Ascomycota, Sordariomycetes, Diaporthales, Cryphonectriaceae. The coding region runs from base 1 to 579 and encodes 192 amino acids.